GCAUGCUAUGUGUAAUUGCAUCCUCUGUUUUUGAAAAUUAGCGAAUGAGUAGGCUACGUCGGAAUUUUCUAAGCAAAAGUUACGUCGUCGACUCUACAUUAAAGUGAUGUGUUCAGAAAAUUGUACUUCAUAAAUUUUGAAGUUGAUGAAAAUGGUUCAUUUUUUUAUCCUUCCGUUUUACAAACGCUGUCUACGUGGAUUUAUUCGUUCCACGAAUUGUUAAAACUUACUUCCGGACGGAAAAGUGAUUUGUCUCUUUUGUUUGACGGGAAUUCAGUGAUGAGACGCUAUGCCGUUGUGACAGUAUAGCGGCAACCAUUAGGCUUGAAUUGAACUACGUACUAAGCUACUCGGUGUUAUGGAAAAGUUUAGAAGUCUAUUUUGCUUCCGGCAUUCUUACUUUGUGUUGUCCGUGAUCCAUAAGACGGCGUGCAGAAAUUUGGAGUGAAAAAGACUGUCCGAAUCCUAUUGAGCUUUUGGCAAUAUUAUUACAUUUUUAAUAUUUCAAUUGAGGUCCCAAUAUAUAGCCUUUCUUGGCGAGGUACCCCUGACUUAGUUAAGACAGCUAAAACAGACAAAUUCUCUGUUCUUGAUAGCUACUCUAAAGACAAACACUUACCACUUCAGCUUGUCGUUUAUAUUAUUAUAGCCUAUAACAGCUAGAACAAAUUAUAAACGAAGCUUUUACAUUUUAAUUACAUUUAAUGCUAAAACUGUAAUUGCUAUUUAACUCCUUGCAUGUAAUCCACUGGUGGGAGAGUGAGGUUUUAUGAUAUCAAAAAUUGGGCAUGGAGGUGAUUUGACUCGAUCAUUUAUGUCAUGCUGUGGAAGUGUAAAACCGUUUGAUUGGUUCAAUCGAGUUGAAGAUUGAGAAUGAAUUGUGGCUCCAACCAUUGUGGCGUUCAUGAACCCUCCCUCAUGUUUGAAAAUGUUUCAAAAUAAUAGCCCUAUAAAAAACAUUUAUGUAUGUAAACCAUGUCUUCUCUAGUUUUCGCCUUUUUGAGGAUGACCUCUGACCCCUACAUCUUCUCCACUGAUACCCUGCCCUCUGAUGAGCGAUUUCUGCCUCCACUGGCCAAUGGGCUUCUGGGCUGGAGGGUGUUUGGUGACAGAAUGCACAUGGGCGGGGUCUAUAAUGGGGAGGCAGGGGAAUGUCACCGGGCCGACCUGCCGUGCCCAAUGGCAGUGAGGCUGAAAUUGGAGGAGCCAGGUAGACACGCCUACAGCCUGGACACCCAUACAGGUAUAUUCAGCCACACAGUGUCUACAGCCAGCGUGAGCGCCACCCAAUCAUUCUACGCCCACCGCCACGUCUCCAACAUGUUGGUGAUGGAGGUGAUGCUGGUGCGUCAGGUGACCACAGAGGAGCCAAUCACGGUAGAGCUGCAGGGCUCCUUCACGCCCAGCAGCGAUGAUGUCGUAUUCCAACCCGCCCCAGACUACAGGGGUGGGAGGCACAUCCAGGGGCAGACCAAAACGGCGGAGGUCCACGGGGACCCGUGCCCCAGCGUGCACCUGAUCUGGAUCCCCGUGGAGACGUCGCUGACGCUGCAGGCGGGCCAGAGCCAGUCGCGCUGGGGCUUCAUCCUGGUGGCGGGCGACACGGCGCAGAACGCCCAGGCCUUUUUCGACCGCGGCCUGGACCUGAUGAAGGGCGGGGACCUCCGCUCCUCUCACUGCCAGGCGUGGGCGGAGCUGUGGGCCGGCAGCAAGGUGGAGAUCACCGGCCCCGACGCCUUCAGCCGCGCCGUGAUUGGCUGCAUGUUCUACCUCCUCAGCGCCCUACCGCCCCUGCGCGACGCCCCUUCCCAGUUCGGGGGCAUCAGUCCUGGGGGGCUGUCCAAUGGGAGGCAGGGGCAGGACUACUGGGGCCACGUGUUCUGGGACCAGGACACCUGGAUGUAUCCCAGCAUUGUCCUCUUCCAGCCUGAUCUUGCACAGGCUGUGCUGAAAUACAGGGUGCAGACAGUAGGGGGCGCCAAAACCAAUGCACAGAUGCAAGGCUACAAGGGGCUGAAGUUCCCUUGGGAGAGUGCUGUGACUGGAACAGAGGUGUGCCCUGAGGACAUAUAUGGAAAUCAGGAAAUCCAUAUCAACGGGGAUGUUACCAUGGCCUUCCAGCACUACUUCUAUCUCACACAGGACUUGGCCAUGUUCAAAGAAGGGCGUGGCAGUGAGGUGAUAUGGGGCGUGGCAGAAUACUGGGUCUCCCGGGUUACAUGGAGUGCUGAGGAGCAGUGUUACCACAUCAGAGGGGUUAUGCCUCCGGAUGAGUACUACUACAGUGUUGACAACUCCGUCUACACCAACACUGUGGCCAAAUACAGCCUCCUUUUCGCCAUCGAGUUGGCUAUCCUCCUCCAACAUCCAGUGCCCCCGGAGUGGCAGGAAGUGGCAGAAAAAAUCAAAAUCCCCUUCGACCCCGAGGCCAACUACCACCCCGAGUUUGACGGUUACAAGAAAGGUGGUCCCGUGAAGCAGGCGGACGCCGUGUUGCUAGGUUACCCUCUGGGGCUUCCCAUGAGCCCAGAGGUCCGCCGGAAUGAUCUGGAACUGUACGAGGCUGUGACUAGCCCUCGAGGGCCGGCCAUGACAUGGGGCAUGUUUGCUGUGGGAUGGCUGGAACUGGGGGAUGCUGGGAAAGCUCAGAAGAUGCUCAACAAGUGCUUCAGCAACAUCCAGGGUCCCUUCCAGGUGUGGAGCGAGGUGUCAGAUGGCUCGGGUGCGGUAAACUUCCUGACCGGAAUGGGAGGCUUCCUGCAGGCUGUGCUGUUUGGGUACACGGGCUUCAGGGUGCAGAAGAGCUGUUUGACCUUUGCCCCCCUCCUCCCUGAUGACAUCAGAGAGCUGCACGUGAGCGGCGUGGCCUACCUGGGGAGUAAGAUGGACUGGGUGGUGAGGCCGGAGGAGGUGGCCGUGUGUGUGAGGGAGGGGGCAGCUCAGCAGCCCCCCCUGCAGGUCGUGCUGAAGAACUCGGGAACCACAAUUCCCCUGACACCAGGAAAAUAUGUGACCUUUUCUCGUGAGCCGGGAGAAGUACGGAAAGUGGACUCUGCCGGUUCCUGUUGGCCCUUGUAAGAUGCCCCCCCCCCCCCAGUCUGGGUCCAUGAGAAUAGCAUUCCCAAAAAUGCUGGCCAUUUUGGAAAAAAGCUAUCCACUAAGUACCCGGAUUCAUAAGGAAUGAGGAGAAUAUUUCAUGCUUAGUAAAACUACCAUGAUACCAGGCUCAGGGUUAAGGACUGACCAGUCAACUGAAACGGGUAUUAAACCUGAAGCAGCAUACACAAUUAUACCUUUUAAGGCUUCUUACUGUUACCGAUGACAUAGUUACUGUGAGCAUUAAGCAGAAACACUUUCUAAAAAACUGGUGCUAUCAACAUUUCUACAUCUUAGAAGUAUUGCUAAAGAGUAUUUUGGGAAAAUCAACAGUAUUUGAUAUAAAGAAGAGCACAAAAUCAAACAGUUUGCAAAAGAGGCCAAAGGACUUUGAUGGUAAUCAUAAACAUGCAUGGUAAUAUUUCAAUCAAGACUUUAAAGCAUGUGACAAAACUACUUGUACAUGCGUCAUUUUUAUGCAUGGCAGGGAUCAAUCAGUCUUAUGCUCUUUUGCAGUAUGAUUUUAUAAAUGACUGAAUAGCUUCUCAGCAUUAAAUUUAUUUCCUGCAUUAUUAUUUCUAUAAUCUUUUCUAUUUCUGCUUUUUAAAAAUUCUGGUUCCCCCUUUUUAUGGUGGAAUAUUGAAUAUUGAUGUUUUUCUUCUCUGCCAACACUAAGUUUGAUACUGAAAAUAUAAAUUUCAGUGUAUGUUGACUUUUAUUUCAAUAAAAUACACUGACAUGUGCAUGA
Messenger RNA from Anguilla rostrata (American eel), 3844 nucleotides. It is a transcript of the gene pgghg, whose product is annotated as protein-glucosylgalactosylhydroxylysine glucosidase. Gene Ontology annotation, cellular component: cytosol. Gene Ontology annotation, biological process: carbohydrate metabolic process. Gene Ontology annotation, molecular function: protein-glucosylgalactosylhydroxylysine glucosidase activity. The record is from RefSeq and is a predicted model, not a curated record. The transcript is spliced from 13 exons. Lineage: Eukaryota; Metazoa; Chordata; Actinopteri; Anguilliformes; Anguillidae. Bases 976 to 3078 code for a protein of 700 amino acids.